AUGGACACCAAGUCACAGAACCCUCCCACCACCCACACCCAGCCCCAUAGCAACUCUCGGCCCCAAAGCCACACCUGCAAUUGCAGCCACCACUGCCAGAACUGCAGCCAUGGCUGCUCCCGGAGCCAGAGUUGCAGCCGAAGCCGGAUCUCCAGCCAAAGCCCGACCGGCCACCAAAUCCAGACUCCAAGCCCCAGCCCACCACCAAGGCAUCACAAACGCACCACGAACUCCCACCACUGCCCCGUGAGGCCCACCACCCACUCCUGCAGCAACACCAACAACAGAAAGAACUUGGAAGGAAAAGUGAGGAAGAAGAAGGUGGUCAAUAGGAGACAGCAGGUGUACAAAACAAAGAGGCGAAACUCAGGUACUAUCCACGCAGGUGGGGAGGGGUGA
Pipistrellus kuhlii (Kuhl's pipistrelle) is the source of this 399-nucleotide messenger RNA. RefSeq names its product transition protein 2 (gene TNP2). The transcript has a single exon. The record is from RefSeq and is a predicted model, not a curated record. Gene Ontology annotation, molecular function: DNA binding; zinc ion binding. Gene Ontology annotation, biological process: spermatogenesis; penetration of zona pellucida; acrosome reaction. NCBI's taxonomy places the organism in Eukaryota, Metazoa, Chordata, Mammalia, Chiroptera, Vespertilionidae. Bases 1 to 399 code for a protein of 132 amino acids. Gene Ontology annotation, cellular component: nucleosome; nucleus.